Gallus gallus (chicken) is the source of this 5771-nucleotide messenger RNA. It is a transcript of the gene CCL20, whose product is annotated as C-C motif chemokine ligand 20. The record is from RefSeq and is a predicted model, not a curated record. Lineage: Eukaryota; Metazoa; Chordata; Aves; Galliformes; Phasianidae. The transcript has 4 exons. Gene Ontology annotation, biological process: cellular response to interleukin-1; positive regulation of ERK1 and ERK2 cascade; G protein-coupled receptor signaling pathway. Gene Ontology annotation, cellular component: extracellular region. Gene Ontology annotation, molecular function: chemokine activity; CCR chemokine receptor binding. The coding region runs from base 4889 to 5281 and encodes 130 amino acids.
UUUUUGCUUGUUUGUUUUGUAAUGAAAUACAAUUCAAUUCAGUGAACACUCUUAAAUGGUGCUUUAGACAUUCAUUGCAUAAUUUUUUCAUCUUCAGUUAAGUAACACAAAGGAAAUGAUAUUUUAGGUCAAGCAAAUCUCAUUUGAGUUGGUUAAUACUUUUAGUUGACUAAUGGUGACUUGCUGCGGAUUGCCACAGAGGUGGGAGGAAAAACCUGAGAGAAUUUAUUAGCAACUUCCCAUGUUGAAAGAUCACUUUCUGAGGCGUGUUCCUUCAUAUGCUUGACCUGUUUAUCCUACAAACCUCCCACUAGUGGCACUUUUCCUUUGUCCUGUUGUCAUGGAAGGAUAUAUCAUUUCAGAGUAAAAACUUACACUUACACAACUCGGAUAGGAAGUUUCAGCACCUCUGCUCUACUUUUUUUUCCUCUCAAAGUGCAUCUCAUGCUAUAGACACCAUGGGAGAGUUUGAAUCAUUGUGGCUGCCCAAGUCCUGCUGGAAGAACACGUGUUGUGUCUAGACAAGUGCACAUAACUUGCUGGAUGUUUCAUUUAAUGUUAAACCUCUAAUGACAUUUGAGAAAUUACACAUGCAUCGUGUUGCUAGCAGAUUCUUUUAAUAGGUUCUUCUAACACUUUGACUCCUUGCCAUCUCAGUAAGGUUUGGAUAGCAGUAACCAAACACUUGCAGUUGGACAAAUACAAGGUAGGCAUUCUUGUCCCAGGUGAGAGUGUAAACAUAGUUGUUUCAGAGGCAGCAGUUAUAGCCUAUGCUUUAUGCUGACACUACAGCUAUCAUUCCCAGGACCCUCAGUGCAAACAUGAAGCAUAAAUAGGACCAUUCCCUCAUCUGAGGAAGUCUAGAUUUAAGAAGACCAGGCAAAAAUGUUCUUGUUAAGAACAGUUCAUUUGGAUUACCAGAUUUCUGUCAAGCCCAGAGUGCUUGGUUUGAAAUGUCUUGUGUUAGAGCAGAAUUUCUGGCUCUAGUUCUUGCAGAACCAUCUCUUGUUGUUUCCAGGAGGCCCUGAAGCUUGUCAGCAGUCCUGUGCGGCUGGGAAUAGCACAUUCCUUAAAAUGCCACCCAUGGGCCUCAGCUAAAGAACUCAGCGGCAGGUGACAGCAGCUGUCCAGUAGGGUGGCUAAUGUCAUUUCCAAAGUCUAGUCUGGACAAGAAGUAAGCUUUGCUUGAAGCAGACCAGGGGGAACCUCAUAGGAGAGGAAAAAGACCUUGGCAAAUGUUUAUUAAAGGGAGUUAAAGCAACACUGUUCUUGCCAGAGCCCUAAAAUGCCUCUUAAAGAAAUCAAGAAUUGAAGAGCUAAGGUCCCGAAUGUGUUUUAAAGGUAUAGGGCAGUUAAGCAAGGUGAUUGCGUUAUACAAAAGAAUCUGUAAGAGUCACAGUGGAAGAACCUAGAGCUGGGGCUUCCUUGGGAAAAGUAUAGGACAGAAGGAAGCCCAAGCCAGCUGUUUUAGGCAAUCAUGGUUUAAAUCUUCCCUUAGGAAAGUCCCCAUAAUGUACCUGAGUAGUACUGAAAAGCUAUACUGAUUGCAACACUUGAGAAAGGCCUGUAUCCAUGGCCACUCUGCUAAUGCUCUUGACAGACCCAUUAAAUGAUAUUAGCUAACAUACGCAGUUUAUUUGUGUUUUUUUUUUCUAGGUUGGCAAUCCAAAACAAACAGGUGCUACUGGAAAGUUUUAUGUUAGUCUUCCUGUAAUACAUAACAAAAUCCUGAUUGUGCCAAAUGUGUAUAAAGCAAGUGAUAGAGUGCUCUAAAUGUCAAGUCUGGUAAAACCUUCAGUCAGUGAGUUUGAGGUCAGCCUAAAUCUUUACCACUUCACAUUAUUUGGUUCUUCCUUCUCUUUCUUCUUUUAUUAUGUCAGUUUGAGAAAAGAACCACAGACUGCUACAGAAAAAUUACUUCAGGUUUUAUAAAAUAUUCUCUUCUAAUUUUUAGACAAACAUGUAUUGGUUUCACCUGAUUCAUGAGCAGUUUCAGCUUACCUAGAGCUGUGUUUCUAAUGAAAUUAAUUACCCUUUUUUCUUUCUUUCUUUUUUGCCUAUCUCAAUUCUAGUCUACAAAUAUGGAAAAUGUCACGUCUCUCAUUAUUGCCAAGGCAUAAUGAGGCUUUUUUCUACCUCUAUGAAUUGAAUAUUUUUUGAAUGCAUUAAAUACUUCAAAAUAUUUUUAAGUGCAAACUCACAUUUGUUAAUACUGGAAAGCAACUUGAUGUUCAGGCUGUGGAUUUUGGCUCCGGCUACUCUCUCCUUAUCCAGAUCAUUGCGGUCUGUACAUUUCUGGAAUAUUCUCAACCAUGCAAUAGUACUGGAAAAGAACUGACAAACAUGCAGAGUUGAAGUAGGAUGACUCCUGUACAAAAAGAUUGCUCUGUGUGUGUGUUUUCCAGGAUGUUAUAAGUUAGUAAAUCAAGCUCACUUUUUGUAAGCAAUUUCCUUUUUGUUUGCAAAUGACACAGAGCUUUCUCAAACCAUUUUGGGUGAUACAUUCUGUAUCCUCUCAAGUGAUUUCUUCCUUUCUUCCUUACCUUUGCAGAAGUUAGGCAGAAAAUAAGCAGUUUUCAACUUCUUUAGUGUUCAGAAACAUUAAUUGUAAUGUUUUCUUUGAUUGUACCUGAAUUUCUUGGAUUCCUUCCUUCCUUCUUAGAUUAGAAGGAAGAUGAAGUUGUACUGAAGCAAAUUUAAUAUAACCAACAGCUCAGAUUGGUAGGAAGCUUUUUUUUUUUUUUUUUGCUAUUUUUCAUCAAUAAUUCCUACUUUAUAUUUUGCCUUCAACAUUCAGAGGUCUACUUCUGAGAAAAGGUGAUUGACUACCAAAAGGAACUAUAGGAUAGAAUAACAUUAGUUUUGAACUAGAGAGAUCUUCCUGUAGAAAACCAGAUAUUCAGCUUUUUGUCCCAUAGAAAGAAGCAACAGGCAACCAGCACCAUGAUAAAUCAAAUCAGACGUACCAUGCCCUUCAUAGCCUGCACUCUCAGAAGAUCAGAGGUUAAUUUCUUCCAACAGGCGUAUAAUUUGUUCAUGAUUGCAUCAAACCAUUUUCACUCAGGAUUAUUUCUAGAACUGUUCCCAACCAGGUCUAACACAUACUUAGUGAAAACUGGUUUCUUCCCUCAUAUAAGGAUUUUUGUCAGACAGUCAUGCAAAUGCUAAACGUAAUGAAAUCACUGUUGCAUCACAGUAACAUUAGAGAGACUGAACAAGUUGCGUGUGGAACUUUUGUGCUUGGGAUUUAUUUUGUAUUUCAUCACUGAUGAUUAUGCAAUAUCUAAAUCCCCUGUUUUGGCUCUGCUCAUAUGUUCCUUUAAACUGGUGCCUUCUCCUGCCCUUUGCUCUGUUUUAAGCAAUUGGAAAUUACAGAAGGGAGUUUCCUGUUUUGUUCUCUAUUUCCUGGUUGAUCAGAUGUGUUGCUAUAAUUAUUUAUUUUCAGCAGUCUAUCCAAGGACAUUAGUAUAUAAUGAAAUAUCUCUUUGUGUAGACAGAUAAAAAUGGAAGUUUUGGUAAAUUACCAGUCAAUCGAAAAUUGUCAAUAUAAUUCUAAUUUCAGACAGCAGAUAAAGAUAUAGGCAGUGGCUGACAUUACUGUAGGCGAAAGAUGGUUUUUUUUUUUUUUCAAUUCUAUUUGCUAUUAGACCUAUGCCCAUAUAACAGUGACUAUAAGCUGUAGCAUACUAACCAGUGAUUAUAAAAUCCCUCUUCUGUGUUAAUAUUAAUGAUAGUUAGUGGUAUGCUUUAAGCCUUGCACUUGUAUGACUUCUGGGAUCUCGUAGCAGAACCACUUAGUCAAACAGGUUACCAUUGUGGGCCCAUAUUUUAAAAAUCUUUCAAGCUGUUUUCCAAAUCAUGUGCAGUUCUAAAUUCCCCAUGUGUAUAUAGCUUCUCACAUGCACAACUUCGCAUGAAAACACACACAGUCUCAUUUAUGGAAUUCAUGUGUACUUAGGGAAAUCAGAUCUGUUUCUGUGCUGUUCAGUUCCACUGCUCUGUGAUGGGUAGAGUGAUGGGGCAUGCUUGUCCUCUAGAAAUAAUUCCCCAUUUUCCACUGGUCCAGGGAUGUUUAUCAAGGUUCAAUUUUCAAGUCCCUUCAGAAUUUCAGAGCAUGGUAUUGUGGGUAAAAGCCCUUUGAGAUUUAAAAAAAAAAAAAAAAAAAAAGCAGCACAUGAUGUGGACACAACAGUCUCGACUCAGGAGAGAGGGGACAUGGAGGCUGUGGCUUUGCAGCUGGAGCCUGAGUGCUGUCUUCCCAGAUCUUUUGUUUUACUGUCCUCAUGUUGCUCAGAACUACUGUUUUCUCAGUAUUACCCUGGAAAAGGUUCUAUUUUCCCUGUUGUUUCUGCUCUUUUUAUAGUUCUAACUGAACUGCUCUGCAGCUUCAGCAUCUAGUCUGCCUUCACAUCAUCUUUUAAAGAACAUACAGUAGGAAUGUGGCCUGCUUCCCCAACUUUCUUUCUGGCCCCUGGAACAAAAACUGAGGAAUUUUAAGAGAGGUCGAAGACUUUGUAGAUCUAUGCUUUGGUAUUUUGUCCUACUGCAAGUAUGUCAGCAGGGAGAGAGCAGGGUUUGUGAGAGGAUCUAAGGAGAGAAAUUCGUAGGGGAGAAAGCUGAGAAACGUGUCACAAAAGAAAUGUCAGGAAGAAACAAGCUAGGAAACUGAAAGAAGAAAAGGAAUGCUAGUCCUAACAGAAAUGUCAGGAGGUAAAAAAAAAAAAAAACAAUAAUAAUGUGGGCUUGACUACAGCUUGGGGAGGAAUUCAAACAAAAGAUCAUGCUCAGGGCAGGGUUGUGGCCAGUUAAGUUUUGAAGUAUUCAGAGUGAGCUUUCACAUCCCCUCCUGAACAGCCUGUCCCAGUGCCUCACCAGCAUUGCUGUGAAGAUGUUUUUUCCACUGUCGGAUACAAAUUUCCCUUCUCAUAGCUUGUGGCUGUUGCCUCUUGUGCUUUGUGCUGUGCCCCUCCAAAGAGACUCCUGGGCACAGCCCUGCCCACACAGCCCUGUGGGCAGUUGCGGCCUUCCCAAAGAUGGCGGCACCUCGCUGAGGCAGCAAGCACAAAGCAACCAAGAUUGCUGUCUGUCUUACAGCAAAGUCCGUCUGCCUCGGAAGGUCAUUAAGGGCUUUACUGAACAGCUGUCUGGUGAAGUCUGUGAUAUUGAUGCCAUCAUUUUCCACACCGUCAGGGGACUGAAAGCCUGCGUAAAUCCUAAGGAAGACUGGGUGAAGAAGCAUCUUCUUUUCCUGAGCCAGAAGCUCAAGAGGAUGUCAAUGUGAUAUGGUUUCCAGCUGGGAACUAAACGCAGACGUGGCUGAAGAACCACUUGGUUCAACCUCUUGGUUGAGGUUGUCAUGUUGUACACUGUUGUGUGCUUACUCACCACUAUCUCUGGCUUCUUUGGAACCGUUGAACUUCUGGAGUUGAUUCAUAUUGCAUCACUGUUUUGCUUGAAUUAAGCAUUUUGUUGACGUUUCUAGGUUUACUAAUACGACAUGAGUACUAUUUAGUAAAGACUUCAUUAAGCUAUUGUACAGAGCAUGAAUUGUAUUAGGCUUAUUGCAUAGCACUAUUGUGUUGUUCAGCAUUUGUAAAUCUUUGUAAAGGUUAUUUAUUCUGUUUAUUUUGUUACUGCUUGGCACUAUCUUGUGCCAAAAUUUUCCUUUUAACUGGAGUUAGCAUUAUAAUACUUUUUAGGCUGUUGUUUAAAAAAGUGCUUGUGGGGAAAAAAAUGGAAACUGGAGUUAAAAAUAAAUGUUAAAAACUGCA